GCUUUCCUCCCUUCAAUUCAGACGCGCCUCGCGUACUCACUUCCCACAACUACCUCCCCAAUCUUCGAUCAACGAAUUUACUCUGCAUUGAACAAUCUCUGUACGCCUACCGACCAGCAAUCCAUACCAGCCCCGAUGGCGUCCCUUACCUCCAAACGCAAGUCUCCCGAGGACGCGUCCCACAACGAGGAGGCCAUCACUCCCACCAACAGUCCGCCCAGAAAGAAGCUUCGCAUCACACGAAACCAGAAACAAGCUCUGAUUGACAACCUUCAGCUCGAAAUCACCGAACGCGCCCGCAAAUUACGUGCUCAAUAUGCUCUCCAGGCCAACGACCUCCGUGCCCGGAUCGAGCGCCGCAUCAACCGAAUCCCCAUCGCGCUUCGCAAAGCAAACAUGGGUGAACUACUCGAGAAGCACAUGAGGGCACACCAAGAGCACACCUCCCCCCGCAAGCUCCUCGGCCCAGCCAAGGCGUCCCGGAAUUUCGCAACCAUCUCCGUGAGUCCCAAGGUGCACAAAGCGACCGCUGCCAGCCCCAGCGCCCGCAGAAUGCGCAAGCAAAGUCACGAAGGCAUCUACUCCGAUAAAGAGAACGCACCAGCAGGCGGAGAGUCCCUGGACGUGCUCAAGAACCCCAAGCGACGAGCCAAGCCCGGCGCCACGGCCGGUACAUCGCGGGUGGUAUCCCAGGAGAUGAGGGGCGCCGACUUCCGGAUCCUGUCGCCUAAGACCUCGAACUCGAGAACCUACCCGCAGUCCCCUCUCCGCGCCUCGCCCGAGAAAUCCACCAACGCAGCCUACCUCUCCCGCCCCAUGUCGCCGCUCAAACCCUCGAGCCCGCUCAAGGGCACAUCCGCCAGCAUGCCGGGCCUGCGCUCCGCGCGCGGCACCGCACCCUCAUCCUCCGUCACGAGGCCCUCGUCGCAAGCGGCGACCAGACGCCCGGCCAGCCGCGCCGCCACGACCACCGCCAGCAAGACCCUGCGCUCCCCCUUACCGCGACCCGCGACCCGCCAGGUCGAACGCCGAGGCAGUGUCUCGUCAUCCGCCUCCUCCGGCACCACCGUUGCCAAGCCAACCCGAACCACGACGGGGGGCACCAAGAAGUCCACCACCACCGGCUCAUCAGCGACAACCUCCACAGCCCGAAAGACCACCGUCGCCCGUAACCAAGCCUCCGCCGCCGUCGCCGCCAAACGCAACGCCGCAGCAGCAACAACAACAACAACCAAGCGAGCGCCGACCCCCGCCGGCGGGGAAGCCGCCGCCCCAACAGCCGGCCGCAGGAUCCUGCGCAAGAGAGCAUGAUAUGAACGCACUACUAUUCCUUUCGCCAUACCACCUUUAGUCUUUUGUAUACCUUGGCCUAGCCCUUGCUUCUGAAUGACUGGGAGUCUACGCGGCGUUCUGUUUUGUGUUACCACUGGAUGUUAUUGAUUGCCAUUGGGAGUUUUAGAUACCGAAGAAUUCGGACGGAGGGACGGAGGGUAUCACCUGGAGUUCUUGUUUUAAAUAACUAGCAUUUUUGUUUUGUUCUUAUCGAG
Messenger RNA from Aspergillus homomorphus CBS 101889, 1547 nucleotides. RefSeq lists its product as uncharacterized. Gene Ontology annotation, cellular component: chromosome passenger complex; chromosome, centromeric region; spindle midzone. Lineage: Eukaryota; Fungi; Ascomycota; Eurotiomycetes; Eurotiales; Aspergillaceae. The coding region runs from base 136 to 1311 and encodes 391 amino acids. The record is from RefSeq and is a predicted model, not a curated record. Gene Ontology annotation, biological process: mitotic sister chromatid segregation. The transcript is spliced from 3 exons.